This is a messenger RNA of Neohortaea acidophila, 943 nucleotides long. RefSeq lists its product as uncharacterized. Bases 264 to 812 code for a protein of 182 amino acids. Lineage: Eukaryota; Fungi; Ascomycota; Dothideomycetes; Mycosphaerellales; Teratosphaeriaceae. The record is from RefSeq and is a predicted model, not a curated record. The transcript is spliced from 2 exons.
AUAUGUCAUGUUCCUGAGCUCGUCAUGCCUAGCGCCGGCAUUAGUCUGCCUUCCGUUCGCAUCUCGCAGAUGAUCGACACCCUGAACGGGCGCGGUGGCGCAUUUUAAUAUUGAGCCUUUUGCUUGUUUCGGUUUGGCAAUGACCCGGAUGUAGAUCUGCUGCGUCAAUGGCGGCAUAAAUAGAUCUGCUGGCCGGCACUCUGCUGCCCGUUCGCACCCACCUCGACGUCCCUCUCCUCCCUCCACAACACUCAUCCAACACCAUGCAACUCCUCCCCGUCUCCCUCGCCCUGCUCGGCACGGCCAUGGCCAUCCCGCAAUGGGGAGGCCCCGGCUGGGGUGGGCCAGGCGGCAGCAGCGGCCAAAACUCCGCCUGCAGUCAAGCCGUCAUCGCGCUGGCGACCGGCAUCCAUCUCAACAUCGAGGGCCAGUACGGCGAAUACAACGCGACGCUCAACGUCAUCACCGUCGAGUCCAGUACGCCCGUCAACAUGGAGGCCUUCUACAUCGCCAAGGGCGAGCUGAUGGCCAAUGUGCAGGCCGGGAUGAACCUGCGGCUCUUCAACCAGCAGAUUGCCCCGCCGGGCAACGCGGCUAUCCCGGGCCUUGCGAAGUAUCAAGCUGCCGAGGAGACGGAGAAGGCGCUGGCCGCGGGGUUGACGGGCAAUCCGGCGACUGAUAAGGCUGCUUUGGAUAGCUUGAAGAGCGAUAUCAUGGCUGGCAUUAAGUUGAAUGAGAACAAUCUCGCGGAUGCUGUCGAAGGUUGCGACUUCACUCUGGCCUUCCCUCCGGCCGAUGAGAUGGGCUCGUAAGGUGACGCAUGCCGCAUACAAAAGAAGAUACUUGUACAUAAUGUGUCUGCUUGAUAUCAUAGCAGCCUAAUCAACCGAUGGGCUCAUCCGUCGUCCACUCGAAUACCCGUGUUCGAGAACGAUCUACCCCA